This is a messenger RNA of Penicilliopsis zonata CBS 506.65, 706 nucleotides long. RefSeq lists its product as hypothetical. The coding region runs from base 272 to 616 and encodes 114 amino acids. The record is from RefSeq and is a predicted model, not a curated record. Lineage: Eukaryota; Fungi; Ascomycota; Eurotiomycetes; Eurotiales; Aspergillaceae. The transcript is spliced from 3 exons.
AUUAUAGAUACAGUUCACCAAUUAUGCAUCAAGAAUUAGGUUAAUCUGAGAUCAUUUCCAAUCCACGUGGUUUCCCUGUUUCCAAGAAUGCACUCGUACCGCCGGAAUAGCAACGCAUACUCGCGAUGACGUAGCGAAUGCUGUUCCAACAUGUACUUAAUUCGCAUUUAUUCGAAGAUACAUCAAUUCCAUUCAACUUCGAUUCUUCAAUAAAUCCAACCUUUCGACUGAUUCAAAUAAUCUGACCACUAUAUAUUCAACAAUAUUCAACAUGGUCAAAGACACAGGGACAGUGAUCGAGGAAUUCAACUCGCUCGUCAACAUGAGCCCGAACGAGCUCCGCGACUGGCUGAAGGAAGAACAGUCCCAGUCGUCCGGCUGGCGCAACGAGUCUGGCGAAAGCAUCGGUCAUGAGAGUGGCCGCAAGAUAGUCGACAUUCUGGAAAAGAAUCCCUCGAAGGACCCUUCGAGCUACGAAGAUGAAGAUAUCGACCAUAUGCGCCGGGUGGUGGCGUACUGCAAACGCCAUCUGGCGCAGGAGGAAAAGGCCAAAGAAGACGUGAACAGUAAAAGUUACAAGUCGCUGAAGAACUGGGGGCAUGAUGCGAGGAAGUAGCAGUAGCCAUAAAUAUGGCAGUAUGCUAAUAGUAACAUGGUAAUAAACAAGGAUCUAUAAUCAUUAUCAUAUAUUACAUAGACACACUAU